Molecule: messenger RNA, 1415 nt
Organism: Chara braunii
Lineage: Eukaryota; Viridiplantae; Streptophyta; Charophyceae; Charales; Characeae
Source: the annotation of a GenBank genome assembly
UGAGCGUGUUAUCCAGCGUGACUGUCUCUCUUUUGACAACGUACCAAGAAGGAAGUUGUGGCAGGCAGCCACUGAACAGUUACGGAGGAGAGGAUUCCGUGAUGUCGAACACUGAUCAACGAGAUGGAGUGAACGCCGGCGGUGGUAGGCCUGAUGACCGAAGGCGGUAUAGGCCCCCUACGUGCUUUGCAUGCAAUGAAGCAGGGCACUACGCGAAACAGUGCCCAAAUCGGGCCCCGAGGCAUCAUCAAGCGAGACCAUCAACCUCUGCUGACUUCCGGGGAUCUCGAUCGCCAAGAAGGUAUGACCCUCGUAGAAGGAGGGAUUCGCCUGAGAGGGAUUCGGAGAUUAGAACGACCGUGAUGAAGUUGAGCAAGUCGGUGUCGGCCAUGCACGACUUUGUCGAGCGGCAGAAUCUGAAGAAAGAAGAGAAGGCGCGAAAGAAGCGAGAGAUGAAGGAAGCUGCUGAGCGUGAGGAAGCGGAGAGACUGAGACAGGAGGAGAAGGAGGCGCAGGCUGCGGAAAAAGCUCGGAAGCGCGCGGAGGAACUGAAAAAAGCCGCCGAUGCUGAGAAGGAAAGACGAGCACAGAUGAAAAAGGAUGUGGACCUCUCUGUGGCAAUUAGACUGAACGAAAUGGAGGGCAGUUGGUUUCAGAGAUUGCAUAGCGUGAUUGGACCGUUGUACACUACAGCUGACAAGAAUGGGAAGAAGAAAGUCAUCUAUGAGUCCGGCGAUGAAAGUGAAGCCAGCGACACGAGUGUUACACAAGAGCUAAGUGAGCGCACUUCGAGGCUGCAGAUCUCGGAGAAACGGAAACGUGGACCCGAGGCUGUACUCGAGGACAGCCCUCCUAUGGACAAGCCACCUAAACGAACACCGAAGCAAGGAGGAUUGAAACCUGUGAAGCUGACGGCUCGCAUGACCCGGGCAAGAGCGCGGAGACCGUCUGGGACCAUGCCGUUGAAGAAGACUCCAGGGCGAUCACCUACUAUCAUCUCUCCUGUGAAGACGCCGUUAUCUGGACGCAAGACACCAAAGACUCCGAAAACGAUCAGAGCGACUCCACCGCGAAUGCCACCAUUCACCCCGGUUACACGCAGGGCUUUGGAACGUCUGCGCUAUCGGAACAAAAUGAUCGAUGAUUUGAAAUCUCUCAAUGUUGUCGAAUUGCAGAAGCUGUGCAAGAAGGAGGGCAUUCCCUACAAUGGUAAAAUUGAGUCUAUUCUUGAUAUUGCCGACAUGAAGGUAAUGUCGAAGUUUGGCACCGCUUCGCAGGAGAAUGCCGAGGUGAUCGUUGUCGAAGAAUCUGAGCACCAGGGAGAUGGCUCUUGCCGCGAGGGCGGAUCCGAGGACGUCGCUGCCUGAGGACCCUUGGAGACGCCGAAGCUGUGGAAGCUUGGCAAGUACUUGACU